Molecule: messenger RNA, 1836 nt
Organism: Spodoptera littoralis (African cotton leafworm)
Lineage: Eukaryota; Metazoa; Arthropoda; Insecta; Lepidoptera; Noctuidae
Source: the annotation of a GenBank genome assembly
AUGGAAGUCGGCCACCAGAAACCGAAGAAAAGACCAACAAAAAUUGAGGAGAUGAGUAAGGAACAAAUACGUCAGGCUAUUCUAAAGAAACGUGAGUGCAAUGCAAGAGCCCAACAGAUUGUCGAGAGCCUCUUAGAACAGAGUGUUACAGAAACAUACUUGCUACAAUGCUUGCCAGACAUUAACCAGGCUCAUUUUGAAGAUAUCUUCGAAGAACGAUCCAUUAUCCACUUGUGUGGCUAUCCAUUAUGCCCGAAGACAUUGUCAAAGAAAGAUAUACCUAAACAGAAGUACAGAAUAUCAUUGAAGACUAACAAAGUGUAUGAUAUCACAGCCAGGAAGAACUUUUGUAGUAACGCAUGUUACAAUGCUGCUUUAUACGUCAAGAAACAGAUGUUGACCAGCCCGCUGUGGUUCAGAGAGUAUGAGAUCAUUCCGACAUUUCACCUCUUGAAGGUAGAUGCAAAGGGAUCAAUGGGAGAAGAAGUAGAUGUAACACUGAAUGAGAGAGUUAAAAUCACAGACACAUCAUCAUUUACUUCAGUUGAUGAUUUCACUAAUGCAAGUCUAAAUGAAAUGGCUCCACCAACUGAUGAACAAAACAAUGAAGAAAUAACUACACAGAAACAACAGGUAGGCCAUGAUAGUAACUAUCAAAAUGAUGUGAUCAAAACUAUUGCUUUGAUAAAUGAAGGAAUUGAGAAUAUUGACCUAAAUAGUGAUGACAAUCAGAAUAUGUCUAACACAUCAAAUGUUAAUGCAAAUCCUGAAGACAAAAAAGAAAUUACCCCAUCAUCUCAAGUAGAGGAAAAAGUUAACAUUAAAAACUCGAAAUCUGAACAAGAAAAAUCUACUAAGAAAAUGAAUAAAUCCGAAAAAAAUCCACUAAACAUUGUUGGUGAAAUUAUAGAAAAGCCUGAGAGGAAAAUUGACCCAAUAUUAACAACCCCUGUUACUACAGCUAAAGAAGAAAACAAACCCAGUAAGAAGGUGCCACAAAAAAAGCAACCUUUGGUAACAGCCCUAACUAUUGAAGUUGAAAAAUGUUUGGGUGAAUGGUUUACAUUGGACACUCUCCUCUUGUUAUUUGGGGAAGACAAAGUGAGAGAAAUGGUAGCUGAUAAAGGAGACUGUAUAAGGGAAUAUCUGAACAACUAUGCUAAAGGAAUAUUCUACAAUUCAAAUGUUUAUGACCAAUACCAAGCACUAUGUAAGAAGCUCAACAUGUUGGAGCUAGAAGAUAGGAAGUUUGAUAACCAGACUCUGAAGAGAGAGACCAAACCUCUACCAGACUACACUAUGCUGCAAGAAGAGAGUAAGAAGAUGCAGUUGAAAGUGAAAGCUUUCUUCUCUGGGGAGUUGGAAGUACCAGAACCAGUGGCUGAGGAACCCAUCCAGUCUUCAGAAGCAAUAGAUGAAGAAAAUACCACAAACUUGCCUUUAGUAGACAAGAAUUCACAAAACGCUUUGCGCAGGAGAAUAGUUUGCCAUCAUUUGAACAAAGCAUUACCUGACAUCCUCCGAUCUCUUGGCCUACUCAGUCUUUCCAUAAGUUCUGACAUUCGUUUGUUAGUAAAUACCUUUAAUUUGAAGGCAAAUAACAUUAUGUUUAAGCCUAUACAGUGGACAUUGAUAGCUAUUAUAUUUAUUAAGCUUUUGUCUCUACGGGAUAAGAGACUGGAGCAUUUGUUGGAGCAGCCGACUGCAUACCAGCACAUGCAGUUGUUACUGCUUAGUUAUAAGCAAGAUGGCGGCUACUUAGAUAGACUUAUAUGCUGGCUUACUGAUGUAGAUAGGCUAUUAAAUACUACUGAUACACAAUUGACUAUAGAAUAA